Molecule: messenger RNA, 805 nt
Organism: Osmerus eperlanus (European smelt)
Lineage: Eukaryota; Metazoa; Chordata; Actinopteri; Osmeriformes; Osmeridae
Product: C-type lectin lectoxin-Enh4-like
Exons: 3
Coding region: 1-564 (187 amino acids)
Source: RefSeq, a predicted model, not a curated record
AUGUACAUCCUAGUUCUAGGACCAAGAACUUGGAGAAAAGCUCAGAUCUACUGCAGACAGAGUUACACAGACCUGGCCAGCAUCAGGAACCAGGCUGAAAACAUUGAGAUACAGAAAUUUGUUCUGGGAGAGAAAUCAUCUGCCAUCGUCUGGAUCGGUCUGUUCAAAGACGACUGGAAGUGGUCAGACCAGUCUACCUCCUCCUUCAGAUCCUGGGAAAUUGGCGAACCACGUGAUGACGAUGACUGUGUCUUCACACAUCCAUAUUUUUCAUGGCAGUGGUUUUCUCACAAUUGUUCUUCAUCCAGAUAUGUUAUUUGCCACGAUGGCUGCAUUCCUACAACUCCUGCUAAGGUGAAGCUGGUGGGGAGAGUGGAACUGGUUCCUAAUUCACCUUCAGACUUAGAGGAUCCUGCCAUGUUGGACUCCAUCUUGCAGCAAAUGAAGGCAGCUGGGAGGAUCCCAGAGCACAGCACGCUGAGAUGGAAGAAGCAGAAGGAUGGGAAGGUUUUCCACAAGAAGGAGGAGGAGGAGGAGGGAGGAAGAGGAGACACGUGUCAUUAACAAGUCACAGCUACUAAAUGUUGUUAACUGUCUCUUGUAUCUCUGACAGUGUCGAUGAUGUCAAUGACAUUUCUGUAACUAGCACAUGACGUCCUUAUCACUUCAUACAGUUUAUCUUUUCUUAUUAAUCAGGUGGUGGGGUAACAUGAAAUGAAGUAAAGCCUACUGAUCUUGUAGCCUUGUCUUAUCAUAUAUAUAUAACAGAUACAGCUACAUGUUUCAAUACCUUGUAAUCAAUCAU